This is a messenger RNA of Armigeres subalbatus, 8783 nucleotides long. RefSeq lists its product as uncharacterized. The coding region runs from base 1781 to 6166 and encodes 1461 amino acids. Gene Ontology annotation, biological process: positive regulation of transcription by RNA polymerase II. Lineage: Eukaryota; Metazoa; Arthropoda; Insecta; Diptera; Culicidae. The record is from RefSeq and is a predicted model, not a curated record. Gene Ontology annotation, cellular component: nucleus. Gene Ontology annotation, molecular function: DNA-binding transcription factor activity; RNA polymerase II cis-regulatory region sequence-specific DNA binding. The transcript is spliced from 6 exons.
GCAGCGCUUACCCAUUUAGUACACACAAUACCGAUUGAUACCCGUUGCAUCACACUCGCGCUUAGUCUGACUCCGAACAAACACACAGCCCGUGGGGAGGACGGCAAUUUGUUAGAAUCUUGUGGCGGUUCGAGUCGUCGUAUUCUUGGUUGUGGUGGUUGGGUUAGUUGGUUGGUGAUGAUCGCCCGCUGUGAUGACGGUUGGUUAGAUCGCUGCUGUUUAGCCAAGCAGUGUCAGCACGGGUUCGAGACUUAGUAGGUUAGAACGCGUCGAGGGCAACAGCAACUAAGCGUAUGCGGCCAGUCAGGGUUGCAGCGAGUACUAAACACCUCCCGGCGACCACCCUCCACCCACAAACCGUGACAGGGUUGUAUCCUGUUGUUUAUAUAAGUUGGAUGAUGUUUUCUUCUUCAUUCCGUUCUGCUGUCUGUUGAUCUGCCUGUUGCCUUCUGCUGCUGCUGUUGCUGCUGCUGGUGGUGCGGCUCAUAUGGUGAUGUGUUCCCUCGGAUGAAAAUGUGCGCGCGGCUUCUCUUCUCUAAGCAGUAAGGGCUUAAUACUAGAUGCUUCGGACGAAACGGGGCAUUUUGUGUUAGAACGCUGACUAAUGUGAACGUGCUGACUGUCGCUAAUAAGUGUGAUACUGGAUACUGAGUGUUAAUGCCAAAUGCUGGUGGCCUCAAAAUAUUGUCUGAAGGGAGUCCCGCGCGUGUCCUACUUCGUCGCAGAUUGUGUUCUUGGAGCUUAGAAGAGCGACGUGACUCGACGUUGUCAUUGAUGGUGGAAGAGUUCUAAGUGCAGCAUCCAUUCCAUUUUCCCCCUAGUGAUUGAAUUAGCCUCCAAAGAAGAAUUAGUUCGUGUAUAUAGUUGAUUCGUUGCUGUUGCUGCGGCUAGUUUAUUGGAACCAUAUUCAAUUUAGUGAUGUGAAGAAGAUUCUUGGUGAUGUUCAGUGAAGCGCGGCGCAGCAAUUUGCGGUGAUCGAUGAAAAGGGCGUGACUAUCACGCGCGCACACAUGUGAGACGGUUUGAGCAGAAAAUUUUGACCAUUGCAGCACUUAAACCGAAAUAAGGUUCAUUACCAUUUGAGUAUUAUCCGUUCUCGUGGUGCACAAAGGAGCUUCUUUCAGAGUGGUGAUCCGCUCCAAAAAAAGGAAACGAAAUCAACGCAAGAAGAUCGCUUUCAUUCAGUAGAGUGAAGAGAAAAAGUGAAAGACGAGGCACAAUUAUUCCAAUUCUCGAAAAAAGGACGGCACCACUCAACAUCUGGCCCCUCGGCUCGUCGGUUGUCGUCUUCAGUGGCCUCCUCGCUCCGUUCAGAUGGCAAUGUGAGUUUUCGAACCCAUAAACGUGUGUUUUGUGUGUUGGUUGGUUUUGUGCGCUAUUUUUAGAAUGUACUAACUUCAAAAACACUCUUUUGCUUGCUGUGUGUAUAUGUUCUCUUCUGCUGUGGCUGGUGCUGCUAGGCUAAUAUACAAUUAUGACCAUCAUGCAUUAGAGACACCCCAUAUGAAUUGGGAGAGCAGAGCUGUGCGUUGUAUCUUGGCUCGAGCUCGAAGCAAUUUUUAUUUGAUUAUCUCAGCGACUAUGUUAUCAACAACUGGAACACAGCAGAGGAGUCCUAUUAACGUAAAGCCCUGCUGUUGUUGCUGCUUCGAAUGCUUCAGAGGGCGAUAGCAAUAUUCAUCACUCAACAAUACGGCCCGCUGCUGGAAGACGAAGAACAAAUGCUGGAAUGAAUUGUCAUUGACACGCCAACGCAGUACCCCACCGACAAUCCUGAAAUAUGGAUGCGCCAUCCAUGGUCCAACGUGAUGGCGACAAAUUGAUCGUGCGGCGCGUGGUCAGUGGCGACGAAGUUUUCCUCAGUCAAAUCGAUUCCCCAUCGUCGGCGUCGUCCAGCAACAAGGAGCACCACCAAUCGUCCGCUUCGAACCAAUCCCUGGCGGAUAGUUUGAAGAUUUACCCCGGCGAGGAAGAUCUCAGCAAGUUUGGACUGAUAUUGGAGGACAGUGCGCAGAAAAAUACGACCAGUGAAACCGGUGACAGUACCGAGCCGCAGUUGCCCCAGUGUAAGAUUAAGCGAAACUAUUCGUGCAGUAACUGCACUUACUUCACCCAGAACCCACGGAAGUACUUGACUCAUUUGCGGGAUGUGCACGGCGAGAAGAUCAUUAUCAACGAGUGCAAGCGAUGUCUGUAUGCGUCGCGCCACUACCAGAAGCUGGUGCGCCAUAUGAAGAUGGUGCAUGGCUCGACGGACGGAAUCAAGACUCCGUUCAGUUCGCGUAGACGUGGAACGUUUCGUAAAGAAUAUUUUAAGAAGAAUAAGUUCAAAAUGAAUACCAACAUAACGGACAGUGAUUUUUACAAUCAAAAUAGGGCUAACUAUUUCGAGCAACUUAGUAAAAUGCUACGCGGUGCGGCAGGCAGUGGAGCGGGUGGCGAAAGUGCGGCGGAAAAUCAAAUUUAUUUGUCCAACUACAAGCACGGCCUAACACUGGCCGACCCGUCUCAACAGUUAUCGCAGCUGAAGGGCUCAUCAAACAUAAAUAUCUUCGCUGAUAACGGCGGAACCUCGUCGCUCGGCUGCGCUAGUACUAGUGGUGAUUCAAGCAGCCAGGUAAACAACGACGUACUCGCCAUGCUGCAGCACAACUUGGUGGAUAAGAAUAAGCAACUCACGAUCACCCCCACCUCCAUGGCUAGCGGAAGUGGCGGCAGCGGAGCGGAAAUGGUUACGAAACAGAAGAAGAAGGUCCGUCCAAUACCCGAUCUGAUCCCGCUGCACAGUAUUGGACAACUGCAUUUGCGUGGAGAAGUGGGUAAGACGUACCACCUGAACCCGGAGGUUACAAUCAAGAGCCGUGUCGCCGACAGUGAUAACAAUAAUUCCAUAGAUGCUGGCACGUCUGGGAAAUCGUUCAUCGUCGAUGACGAAAGUCCAAUCAAUCUUACGGCAGAUCAGAACGGCGAUAAGAGUUUACAGCAUCAGUGUAUUUUCUGCCAGAUUAUGGUGAGAACGACGGAUGAUUUGGCGCUACACUUGCGUACGUUUCACAGCGAGGAGUUGUUUGCUCUACUGCUGCAAAAGAAACCCGAAGAUAGCGGACAAACCGAACUGCAGUCAUACACUGCAGAGAGCUUAACGAUAGAUAUCUGGAAGAGGCUACUGGAAAAUAAUAAAGCGAUACUGGAAGAGCAAGAGUCUCGGGAAAACGAUAGCGAAAUGCAAUCUGGACAAUAUUCUAACGAUGAAGAUGAUGCUGAAACAGUUGAAUCAGCAAUUAGUAAAAACGAAACUUACCUUGGGGUAGAGACGGCGCCUGGGUAUGGUGAGGUGACGAGUAAAUACAACUUAGAUGACGGCACUACGCAAUCGUCUAUAAUGAAGAAAGUAUUCAAAUGUCCCCAUUGUUCGUUUUGGGCAUCGACGGCCUCUCGCUUCCACGUGCAUAUCGUUGGUCAUCUGAACAAAAAACCCUUCGAGUGUUCGCUUUGCUCUUAUCGAUCCAACUGGCGCUGGGACAUUACCAAGCACAUUCGUUUGAAGACCAUCCGAGAUCCUAGUCAUAAAAACGCCGGAGUCUUGAUGAACGAUGAAACCGGCCGAAGAAACUAUACGAAGUACAAUCGAUAUAUCACGCUGAUGAAGGUCACCGACAAUAACUACAAGGACAGUUCGUCAAGUUCGAAGUCCAUGAUCGAAACGAGUCAAGCGGACUAUCUGGCGAUGUGCAAAGCGGGUGACUCCCCGGCCAGCCUGAACAGCUUGGCCAAGAUGUACUCCAGUGAAGAGCUGGCUCAGGCCUUCAAUUUGGCUUCCAUGAACCAGAUGGCCCGAUUCGAGCCAGAGAUGCUGCAGACCCUGGUGGGUAUGCCGAAACCCUUGCCUACAGAAGAUGCUAAAUCAACGCCCCAGAAGGCGUUCAAGUGUAAUAAGUGCAAUUUUAAGAAUCCCUACCGCGAACUAGUGCUGCGACAUAUCCAGGCAACGCAUAUGACCGUAGAUAAAACGAGCAACGCCGAAGCCGAGCUGGACCUCCUGCCCUGUGAAGACCAGGAUGUUGAACCGAUUGAAACUGUGACUGCUGCAUCCAACAGUACGCUAAAUCCACAAUCUCCGCUUAGAACAUCAUUAUCACCACUUUCGGUUGUUAGUCCCAGAAGUGAUAGCGGUAACAUCGGUGGUUUGACCGGUGCCUCUACCAGUGCUAGUACCACUCCAAGUGUUACUUCCGGUUCGGCGGGUGGCUACAAUAGUAACAAUUAUACUACUAACGCUGCAUUAAUUGGUGUCGGAUUAAACUUUACCCAGUCUGUAGCUAAUGACAAUCGGUUGGGCAAUACCUAUACUCUCAGUAAUACUAUACCUAGUGUCGUGUUUGGUGGUGAGGUGAAUAGGACGAUAAACACUGCUAGUACCACUACCCAAUCUACUACUAUAAGCGCUAGUUCUGCAUCGGCUAGUACUACCAAUACCACUACUACUACUCCUCCCUCUACUAGUACUACCACUACCACAGCGUGUGGCAGGGGGGCGGCGGCCAACUCGUGGCGCCCGAGUGCCCCGUAUCGGUGCGGUCAUUGUCAUCAGGUGUCGAAUUGGAAGCAUGUCAUCCAGAGGCACUGCCGUUUAAAGCAUAAUGGCAACGUGCUCAUCGAGAUGGUCAACAGCACAAAACAGUCGCAAAACGUAACUGAUACACGCAAUUUGAAGAAAGUGAGAAAGCCAUUUCAAUCAUUCGACUCAGUUUCACAGGAUAUCCCCGUUCAGCCGGUCACGCUGCACCCGAUAGAGCUCGUUCCCGAGGUGAGCCUCAUCGUCCAGGAUGUGCCGCUCCUGCAGCCUCCACCGCUGGCCAUCAUCCCUUUCGCAAACGCACACAUCAAUAGCACCGUCCUGCCCAGUGUCACGAUAGCUCCCAUACGGAUGCAAACCCCACCAAUGACCAUGACGUACAUCAACCUGACCGACGACUCAUCCCUGGAACCGCCCUCGACAUUUCCAACCCCAAUGCAAACCGACAGUGCCCCGACCAGUGAUGCCAACACGGAAGAACCAUCCGAAGAACCGGCAACGCACCGAUUGAAACGAUAUCAAUGCGAUGCGUGCCCCUACGAAACCGACAGCAAGACCCAGUUUGCCUACCAUAAGUCUUUCCACAAACCACGUGGCGAUCCAUACAAGUGUAAUAUUUGUUCAUAUAACGUCACCAAGAAGCACCUUUUAAUACAGCAUCAGAAGACACACGCAGAACGGGGCGUUCCCGUGACUAGCUCCGGCAGCCACCCAGUGCCAAAACCCAGAACGAAAGUAACAGUCCCAACUGUAGGCGUCGGUGAACUCUCGAUAGUGAUGGGUAAUGAGACGAAAUCAACUGGGUUGACUCCGGCGGAUAUUCUUGAUCUGACGAAAAAAAUGAGAGAUGAAGUGAGCAUAACACCUGCCGGUGGACCGAUAACGGAAACGAUUCACAUAGAUGAGAAGAUCGUCUACUACUGUGCUUACUGCCCGGCUCGGUACUUGGAUGAAAGUGAGAUAGUUAUUCAUCAGAACCGACACAUUCAAGAGGAGAAGUACAAAUGCGAUCUUUGUUCGUUCUCAACGUGCGACGAGUCCGGUGUCACAACUCACAGAAAUGUCCACUCGUCGAAUUAUCGUCGAGGAACGAAAGAGCUUCGGAAGUUGAACAUCGAAAGCCAUAAACACCCUCGAAUUAGAUUAAUUCAGGUUGGGAACACCGAGAAGCUGUGGGUAGUUCAGACAGACUACGAAAGGUUUCACAAAGUGCAAGCUGCGUCGCCAGUGCCGGAACCCAAGCCCAAUCCGCGUAGAUCAACCAGGUCGAAGAACAAUAGUCCGUCCAUUACCACCGCCGUUACCGAGAUCACCAAAGAGCCAAAGUUGUACAGCUGUGAGCACUGUGACUACACCGACAGUUCGGAGUGUUCCUUCAAAGAUCACGUAAAGUUCCACUUCUCGGCUAUCUUGUUUCCGAAGGUGAACAAGUACGCCGCCCUGGGCAAGUCGGGAGAACCGUUCAAACUGAUCGCAACCGCCAAGGACGAUCCGAAUGAGUCGUUCGAGCUGAACUACGAUUCGGAAGGCACCAUGGAGACCAACAUCAGCGAGUGCAACAGUACCGAUAGGAUUAUUAUUGAAAUCUAGGGUAAUAGAUGUGUUAUAGAUGUAGUUCUAUGGCGAGGGCAUCAUAUCUGGAGGACUGGGAAUUUAUUAGCUGCAAACAGAUACAUACUUGUACAUAUGUAAUAUGAUGACGUGUCGAAUAGGUUCUUAUACCAAUGCAUAUAAUCAGUUUUAAGCAUAGAAACAUGUUUUCAGAGUUAUUUUAAUGGAGUGUCUUUACUUGUCAUAAGAAGAGUUAAGGCAAGUGAAUAUUACAGACCAGCCUCCCGGACACAACUAGAUUCACUCGCGUUUUCAAGGGCACACCACUCAACAGGAAAGCAACGCACAAAUCUCAUUAUUAUUAUUUAGGUUACUCCUGACGGAAUCCAAGUUUGAAAGUGCUCGCGUUUUCGGGGGCACACCACUCGAUACGGAAGCAACGCACAACUGUCAUUUUCAUUAUUUCACGCAUGCUGCGACGCAGCAAAGCUAAAUCAACAAAAAUGACAGUUGUGCGCCGCCUCUGAAUCGAGUGGUGUGCCCCCGAAAACGCGAGCACUUUGGAACUUGGAUUCCGUCAGGAGUGACCUUAACGUAACGCAACAAAGCUGGAAUAGAAUAAAAGGAUGAUAGUUAUGCGUUGCUUCUGUAUUGAGUGGUGUGCCCUUGAAGACGUGAGUAGAUUUAAAUUUAGAUUACAGGAGGCAUGUCCUUACGGGUCCUUUUUUCAAUGCCUACUUUUGUCGUAAAUAUGAAUAUGCAAUCAUUGGCAAACCGGUAAAGCAAGUGCCAACCUGGGACGUUCCGAUGUAUCAAAAUAUCGAUAAUCGAUUAAAUAUCAACAUCAGAAGUUUUUUUUUUUUUGUAGAAAUUCGGAAAAAGAUUUCAUGGAGAUUUAAAAAUGUUAUCGUGUUAGCCUCAUGAUAUACAAAAAUACAAUACAAUACAAAAAUGGUAACUUGGCUUAGAAAUUUCGCAAUUAACAACUGUGGAAACGCCUUAUAAAACUGAGAUGCAUCAACAUCCCAUUCUCCAUUACGCACAUGGUCAGCCCAUGCAGCGUGCUGUAAUUUUCUUAUGCAAUCCGGAUAAGAAACAAACACCACCUAGCUGGAUGGCGGUUCGACAUUCUGCGAGAAGUCUUGCCUUCUUAGUUCUUCCAAACUUGCAAGAGCUCGUGACUCAUAUUUUGCUUCCAUUAGUUCCAUUAGUGCCAUGCGUCAUUAUUCUGUACACUGAAGAUGGCCAGUGAGCAUGUAGACUUCGAUAUCAUGAUCAUAUUCAUAGGCAAUACACGUAUCUGAAGAGAAAAUACUUUCUUCAUUCUUUUCACGUUGUCUCCAAAUAUAAUUCAUCGUGCAGUUUGCGUUCCUUUCUUCCUAUCAUAGUUCCCAGUCAUCUUUAUACGAUGCUCUCUAGUGAAUGGAUGAUAAUACGAUUAUAAUCUCCUACAAAGCACACGCUAGUAUGAAUGUAAAACGACUAGUGCACUUUUGUAAGCCACACCUGAUACCUAGCGCGUAAGAUAAUUUCUUGUAUAAAAUAACAAGAAGUGAAGGUUCUUCGUAGUUUGCCAUUCAACCAAAAUUGGAACAAUGAGAAAAUCUCAACCAAGUACAAAUUGAGUUAUUUUAUUUUUAGUAACGAAAUUUUUAGCCAAUGAAAAAUUACAACAAAAAAUGCAAGCUUCUGUUAGUUAAAAUCUAGGAACACGAUAUUUGUCUGUUUCCGAUAGCGCAUAUUUAUUUUAGAGUGACGGUCAUUUUUCGAAAUGUGCAACUACUGUUUUUCGUAAAUUAUAAAAAUCUAAAUUAGGCAAGCAAACAUUUUUGAGAACGCAUUUUCCCUAAAACUAAUGUUUGUGCAAUCAAAUUGAAGGAAAUUUAAAUUUGAUUAAAUUUAUAGUGAGUUCAUACCCCACCAUCCGUCUCAUGAUCGUCAUCCUAAUUUUUAUAAAAUAGCAUGGUUUCAACGACUGUGCUCAAACCAAUCACUUAUUUAAAUGUCAAUCACACACACACAACCACACAUAUGGGCUUUAAGGGAUAAUUUCGUUACGAUUAGAACAGCUUUGGAUCAGAUUCUAGUUUUCAUCUUCUUACAUUUAACACUACACACAUUUUACAACCCAAUCCAACAAAUGAAACGCUUUCACAAUCGCAUUUGAUGCGUAGUUUGCAUGCAAAAACUAGUAUUAUACCUAAAUAUGAUUUAUUGUCGUACUCAUCAUCAUUAGAAAUACAUAGAAGAAAUAUAUAAAAAAAAAAUAAAACCAUAAAAAGAAAAUCACGAUGAAUUCCAUUUUAUCAGUAACUAUUAGGACCACAAUCGGAGCCAAAGUGUAAUCAAUCAAAAUUAUUUAAUUACAUUUUAAGAUCUAAUAUUAAAGAUAAAAAGGGAGAAUAUGGUUUAAACAUGUAAGCACCGGUACGUACUGUUGUAAAGUGAGUACUUUCGUUUGAUUGUAGUAAGGAUAUUAGUGAAACAGUAAUCGAAACAGGGAGCAAAUAGGUAUGCUUCAUAUGAUUAGACCGAGUAGUUCUCAUUUGUAACUGCUUACAUAUUUGUAAAUAUUCGACCUUAGCUGGUAGAGUUUGUUGUUGAAUUUGAUUUAUAAGAUCCUGGCGUUGAAUAAAAUAAAUGGUUAUUUAUGUGA